UGAGUCCAUGCAUUGUAACGCACAAAUAAAAAGGCAGUCUUGGAAACUUACUCAACAUUAUCAGCGACACAUUAUUUUUUCCACGAUGUCGUAGGUUGUGUUGAUGGGGACCGUGAGGUUCGCCUCGGGAAGUUUCAGGACAUCGUCCCCCCCACGGGAAAGUAGUCACGUCCAAUCCACUCAAGUACUCGGCUAAGAAGGCGGGACUGUGAGGUGAGUGGGCGGGGCAGGACUGUUCCAAGCGAGUGUGGCGGGGGAGCUCCGCUAGGGACACCUCCUUUCCGUCCACAUUUUUCUCUCUUUCUCCUCUUAUUUCUUUAAACAUGAGCUAAGAUGUGCACGUGUGGCUGUUGGGCCUGUGCAGCUGCGGAGCAGGGCGGGCAGAAUGGCUCGUCGUCACUCCCUGUAGUGGCGGCGUCCGUUCCGCGCGGAGUGGCGCGGUUUUGGGUGCAGGGAGAAGCGUUGCUGGCUGGAACUGGAGCGGGAGCAGGCGACCGAUGGCCCCGCAGGGAGGCGCCCCGCGGCUGGUGCUGCUGUUCAGCGGGAAAAGGAAAUCCGGGAAGGACUUUGUGACCCAGGAGCUUCAGAGCAGACUUGGAGCAGAUGUCUGUGCUAUCCUCCGGCUUUCUGGUCCACUCAAGGAGCAGUAUGCUCAGGAACAUGGCUUGAACUUCCAGAGACUCCUGGAUGCCAGCGCCUACAAGGAAGCCUAUCGCAGGGACAUGAUCCGCUGGGGAGAGGAGAGGCGCCAGGCUGACCCUGGCUACUUCUGCAGGAGAAUCGUGGAGGGUGUCUCCCAGCCUGUCUGGCUGGUGAGCGACACACGGAGGUUGUCGGACAUCCAGUGGUUUCGGGAAGCCUAUGGGGCUGUGACACAGACGGUCCGUGUGGUAGCUUUGGAACAGAGCCGACAGCAGAGGGGCUGGGUGUUCACGCCAGGGGUAGAUGAUGCGGAGUCAGAAUGUGGCCUGGACAACUUUGGGGGCUUUGACUGGGUCAUUGAGAACCAUGGAGACGCACAGUGCCUAGAGGAGCAGCUGGACGUCCUGACAGAGUUUAUCCGCUGCAGACUGUAGGUGCCGGCUGCCAGGAUGGUUGGGCUGAGGCUGGGCCCACACUUCCGGGGUGGGCCCUGAUCCUGGCCGGGUUGGGGAGCAGACGGAGGGCCUGUGCCUAGAUUCUGGGGGCCGGUGGAUGUCAAGCGGAUUAGGAAAUUUGAGGACCUUGUUUUCUCUGGGGGGAGGACAGCACUGCCUCUUCAGAGAGAGACUUAAAGGGGGAAGGAGGGUAGGAUGGCUGUGCUUGGAGCAGAAACGCCAUUGCCUCUGUGGACGUCAGGCCUUGCAGCCAGGUGGCCUCCCUUUCCCUCCAGGAUGUGCUCAACCUCUGCUUCUGUACAGGAGCACGGGCUCCUCAGUGUGGCUAAUAAACCUCCCUGGAGUAUGUGUUCAGA
Nycticebus coucang (slow loris) is the source of this 1453-nucleotide messenger RNA. It is a transcript of the gene PMVK, whose product is annotated as phosphomevalonate kinase. Gene Ontology annotation, cellular component: cytoplasm. The record is from RefSeq and is a predicted model, not a curated record. Gene Ontology annotation, molecular function: phosphomevalonate kinase activity. Gene Ontology annotation, biological process: cholesterol biosynthetic process; isopentenyl diphosphate biosynthetic process, mevalonate pathway. The transcript has 5 exons. Lineage: Eukaryota; Metazoa; Chordata; Mammalia; Primates; Lorisidae. The coding region runs from base 498 to 1076 and encodes 192 amino acids.